AUGUCCAGAUCCAACCCCGGACAUUUUCAAUUAUGGGAUACCGCUGGAGCUGUUAAGAAUGUCGCAAUGGGUCAAGCCCAGUUCCUUGAUUUCCGAGAAAAAGACGCUAUUGGGACCAAAGAUCUUGGGUCAUGCUCUGUCGUGGUCAUUGCAUCUGCGCAUGGUGCAAUACUCGCACACAUUCCUCCACAUCCACAAGCAACGAUUAACCCAACAAGUGGUGAUGCCAAUGUUCAACUUAUGAUGAACCAGGUCGGCACGCUAUAUCGGGAUAAACGACAAUUUUUCCCUUCUGCCGAAACGAUCGUUAUAUGUGCAGUAUUCCAAGGACAAGUUGCCCUGCCAAGCCAGCUCGAUAUCAUGCAAAUGAGUCUAAUUGGACUUGGGCUGACCACUAAAAUAAUUUCCUACGAGGUGCCCGGAAACUCUACAAUUGUGGGGAAGGGGACAGUCAUUGUGAUUAAAAAGCGUGAUUAUGUGAAGCCAAAGAUCCUGGUGGAGGAUCGUCACGUGAAUUUAUGA
Penicillium digitatum Pd1 is the source of this 522-nucleotide messenger RNA. Its product is annotated as major facilitator superfamily domain-containing protein. The record is from RefSeq and is a predicted model, not a curated record. Lineage: Eukaryota; Fungi; Ascomycota; Eurotiomycetes; Eurotiales; Aspergillaceae.